GGACUCAUGCUCACAGAUUAAGACUCACUGGGUUUUACAAUGCGGAAACCAGCGACUGGAAAAGCGUACAGGUGUGAAAACAUAACCUCAAGAAGAGUCAUUUAGGUUUGGGGUUAAGAACGCCCCAUGACCCUCCACGUAUUUGAACGACCUCUUUAAGAAUACUUCCUCAAUGUUUACACAGUUCUGCCAGAAGUUUUCACCAGAUUGUAGCAAAGUCACCUCUGAACUGUUUUCUAAAGGAUUUCUAAUAUGUAAAAGCCAUUGCAGGUUACUUUCGGUUAACCUCAUUCUUUGACGCAGGUUGUCUUGUUGGUGAUGGGCUGUUUUUCCAUCUGCUGGCUACCCUAUCUAGUCGUGGCCUGCACCAGAGCGUUCGACUGGCACCAAAAGGCCUCUCCGACACUCUACAAAGCCAUGUUCUCUCUGGCGAUGGCAAACAGCGGGAUGAACCCCAUGAUCUAUGCUUGGAAGAAUGCAAACUUCCGCAAGGCCUUCUUCAGGCUCCUGCGUUUUCAGUCGCCUAAUCGAAACGAGUUCAACUCGAGCCUGAAGAAUUACCUACGCAAGCAGAACGAAUUACCGAAGCUUGACAGAUCGAAUAACCAGGCAACAAUUAACCAGGAACGUCGACAUAUCAGGACGAUCUCCAAGGACUAUUCCCUAGGUGGAACCGCAUGCUUCGAGACGACUACCUUAUGAAUUCUCUUCCCACUUUUUCCCUUUCACAA
Messenger RNA from Orussus abietinus, 731 nucleotides. Its product is annotated as alpha-1A adrenergic receptor-like. The record is from RefSeq and is a predicted model, not a curated record. Bases 319 to 702 code for a protein of 127 amino acids. Gene Ontology annotation, cellular component: membrane. Gene Ontology annotation, biological process: adenylate cyclase-activating adrenergic receptor signaling pathway. Gene Ontology annotation, molecular function: G protein-coupled receptor activity. NCBI's taxonomy places the organism in Eukaryota, Metazoa, Arthropoda, Insecta, Hymenoptera, Orussidae. The transcript has a single exon.